Molecule: messenger RNA, 3108 nt
Organism: Diplodia corticola
Lineage: Eukaryota; Fungi; Ascomycota; Dothideomycetes; Botryosphaeriales; Botryosphaeriaceae
Product: white collar
Exons: 4
Coding region: 1-3108 (1035 amino acids)
Biological process (GO): regulation of DNA-templated transcription
Cellular component (GO): nucleus
Molecular function (GO): protein binding; sequence-specific DNA binding; zinc ion binding
Source: RefSeq, a predicted model, not a curated record
AUGAAUGGCUACUAUCCGAUGGACCAGUCCGGCCCCGGGGACAACAUGAUGGGCGUGAUGACGCAGGAUGGCAUGGGCUCCGACAUGGUCGGUGGCCAGUCACUGGAUGACAUAGUCAACCAGAACUCCAAGACCAUGCGUCGUCAGAGCGUCCCCAUGCACUACAACUCCGGUCAGCCCUCGGGUCUGGAAGGCGACAUGCGGCGCGUAUCCAUGAUGGAGUUCAGCGGUGCUACCCCAGGCCAGUUGGACCAAUAUCAAUUCGAUCCCGCCACCGCCGCACCGAACAUGGACAGCAUGGUCGGAGAUGCCUUCGCGCGCCGCGACCAUGGCUACCAGCGCCGGCGCCCAUCUUCCGGCGACAUCAGUAUGGACACGCGACUUCACGGCUCCCAAUCUGGUUACGGUAACAUUGUACAGCCUGGUUCCUACGCAUCGCCUCUUGUCCCGACAACUGGCCUCGACAUGGGCAUGAACAGCCCAUAUGUGUCCUCUGGACUGUCUAUGAGCAUGAACAUGACAGACCCGUCACUCGGCAUGAUGGGCGCAGGAGACGGCACGCCAAUCAACAUGUUCUCCCAGGCACAAUUCGCAUCGCCAAUGAUGGGGUCACCCAUUGGUCAAGAUUUCGGCGACUCGAUGCAACCUAUGCCGGACCCCGGAGGAAACGGAGAACCUGGCGAUAUGGACUUGAAUGUCACCUCGGAAAACCACACGCCAAGCCUUCGUCGCAACAGCCAAGACAACAGCGCUACUCCGAGCGCUCACUCAAGUCGGCCUCCGAAUGGCAACAUGCCGCAGCCACAGUCUGUUCCCGCUCCAAGCCCGGGCCCCAACGUCUCCACGCCCUAUGGCCAUGAGCGGCAACAGCCUAUGGCCCAAUCCGGAGGGUCUGUAGGACGACCAUUACCCUGGUCAACUCCGGCAGGGGGGUUUCCAUCUACCAUGGCAAACAGGCCUCAUAUUCAAACCCAAUUCCACAACGCCUAUUCUUCAAGUGGAUUCGACAUGCUAGGCGUUCUCAUGCGAGUCGCAACCAGACCGAAGCCAGAGAUCAACAUUGGAUCGGUCGACCUUUCCUGCGCUUUCGUCGUUUGCGAUGCGGACAAGGAUGACAACCCGAUUGUCUACUGCUCUGAAAAUUUCGAACGCUUGACUGGAUAUACACGGCACAUGAUCCUCGGAAGAAACUGUCGGUUCUUGCAGUCCCCGGACGGGCAGGUUGAAGCUGGAGCGAGAAGAAAAUAUGUGGACGACGAUUCCGUGCUCUACCUCAAGAACAUGAUCAACACUCGCAGAGAAGCCCAAAUCAGCUUGAUCAAUUAUCGACGCGGAGGCCAGCCAUUCAUGAACCUGCUCACCAUGAUUCCAAUCACGUGGGACGACAGUGGGGAUGUGAAAUUCUUCGUCGGGUUUCAGGUCGACUUAGUCGAGCAGCCUAAUUCAGUAACGAACAAAAACCCUGAUGGCACCUACAGCAUCAAUUACCAGCGUUCGGUCGGCAUGCCGAGGUAUGUCUUCAACACCCCCGAAACGGGCUCAUCGACGGAUUUGGGUCAAACAAUUCCGCGCGAUGACGUUUCCGCUCUUCUAGACACUCUUGUCAAUGGAGAGAACGAGCAUUCGAAGCGUCUGUGGGACAAGGCACUACUGGAAAAUACCGACGACGUCAUUCAUGUCCUUUCCCUCAAGGGCCUUUUCCUUUACCUCUCCCCAUCUGCUGCCCGAGUCCUGGAAUACGAAGCGUCUGAACUCGUUGGUACAGCACUGUCCUCCGUGUGCCAUCCAUCGGAUAUCGUGCCGGUCACCAGAGAACUCAAGGAUACAUCAUCUGGGUCUACAGUAAAUGUCGUCUUCCGCAUCAGACGCAAGCAUAAUGGUUACAUGUGGUUUGAAGGCCACGGAUCCCUCCAUACCGAACAGGGCAAGGGACGCAAAUGCAUCAUACUUGUUGGCCGUGAAAGACCAGUGUAUGCUCUGAGUAAACACGACAUCGAAUCGAACGGUGGAAUCGGAGACAACGAGCUUUGGACCAAAAUGUCGACAUCUGGAAUGUUUCUGUUCGUCUCGUCCCACGUCAGGUCGCUCCUGGAUCGUCAGCCCGAUGACAUGGUCGGCACGAGCAUCCAAUCACUCAUGCGGCAGGAGUCUAGGCAAGACUUCCACCGGAUUCUGGAGAUGGCCCGGACCGGCAAGAAAGCCUCAGUCAAGCACGAGAUGAUGAACAAACGAGGACAGGUUCUCCAAGCGUUCACCACCAUUUACCCGGGAGACGCUGUCGAAGGCCAAAAGCCAACUUUCGUAAUAGCGCAGACCAGAUUGCUAAAGUUUGCUCGUGGUUCAGCCAACACAAACAGCCGACCGAGCAUAUAUCCAAAGCAUGAUUCUGGGAGCUCGAUUGCGUCCACUCCCACGCAAAACACACAUGGUACCGGAUCCGUGCAGACUCCCAGCAGUUUGGCCCACGGUUUGCCUCCCAGCCAGUUCAUCAGCACGGACGGCGCUGCCAUAACCACAGCUGGCCAGCACGGACUGAAACUUGGUCAUCAAGAUGCAAGCUUGGCAUCUGAAGACAACGUAUUCGAAGAGCUCAAGACAACGAGGAGCACAAGUUGGCAAUACGAGCUACGGCAAAUGGAAAAGCGGAAUCGACUGUUGGCGGAGGAAGUCCAAAGUCUCCUAGCUGCCAAAAAGAAGAGAAAGAGGAGGAAGGGAGCGGGCCAAAUGCAGAAGGAUUGUGCCAAUUGCCACACAAGAGUGACGCCAGAAUGGCGAAGAGGACCUAGCGGUAAUAGGGAUCUAUGCAACAGCUGCGGGCUUCGGUGGGCUAAGCAGAACGGCCGUGUGUCGCCACGAACAACCUCGCAGCACUCGGUGCAUUCAGCGGGCAGUGACAAGGCCAGCAAGACCAGCGCAUCACCGCUUGCCCAUUCGCAGACGGUCAACAACGAUGGUGCAAGUGGCAUGACCGAGCACACUUCAGGCAUGAACGGAAACCCUUCCAAGGUGGCUAAGACGGAGUCCGCGGCUUCGCAGGGCCUUGGUCCUUCGGGUGCGGGAGCCAAAAUCCCCCCAAAAAUCGACGAGGCCACCGACGAGCCCGACUGA